GCAACAGCUACAGCUACUCUACCUACUCAAGUCUUAACUCCCAGAUUCCAAGGAAUAUACUUUAAUACUACAAACUCAACAUGAACUUCUACAAGGUCUUCAUCUUUGUUGCCCUCAUCCUGGCCAUCAGCAUGGGUCAAUCUGAGGCUGGUUGGCUGAAGAAGAUUGGCAAGAAAAUUGAACGUGUUGGUCAGCACACUCGAGAUGCCACCAUCCAGGGCUUGGGCAUUGCUCAGCAGGCUGCCAACGUGGCCGCCACUGCCAGGGGCUAAGCCUUUAUAGAAAUUCC
Molecule: messenger RNA, 289 nt
Organism: Drosophila navojoa
Lineage: Eukaryota; Metazoa; Arthropoda; Insecta; Diptera; Drosophilidae
Product: cecropin-2
Biological process (GO): antibacterial humoral response; defense response to Gram-positive bacterium; defense response to Gram-negative bacterium
Cellular component (GO): extracellular region
Source: RefSeq, a predicted model, not a curated record